UAUAAUAUAUUUCGUUUGAUGUCUGUGUAUGCACAAAUGUCUGUGAGCUGUGCACACUGUGCCCCCUAAAAAAAUUGGUGCAUGACGCCCCUGCUUGAUGUUACUUUGUGAGGAACAGUAAUAUUGGUGCCAGCCUUAGCCUUUACAUCACUAAUUAUACCAGGUGGAUGGCAUACUUACUGUAUGACAUCAUCAGGUGAGUAUGUUCAAUACUUCAUGUCAAGCGUAGGCUGCUGUAAUAAUAUACUGCAGGGCAAGGCUACAUUGUGUUUGUGUGUGUGUCCCUGACAGAGGCUGUGUUGGCUUGUCCUCAUUCUCUGUGUAUCUGUUUGGUUCGGUGACAGAUUGUCUCUCCUCAUCUCUAAUUAGUCACCUAAGCUGAUCAGCUCUGACUCAUCCUGCACAUGAAAGCACAAAUAAGAUAUGUAACAUUUUGGUGACCCCUACAAGCGGUGAAGCUCUGGAGCAAUGAACACAAGCAGACAGAUCCGUCUGCUAUUAUGGAAGAACUGGACGCUCCGCAAGAGACAAAAGAUUCGCUUCCUGGUAGAGAUUUUGUGGCCUGUUUUUUUAUUCAUCGGACUGGUGUGGCUACGACGAGCCAACCCCCUGUAUCGCCAACAUGAAUGUCAUUUUCCCAGCAAGGCUAUGCCCUCCACAGGAAUCCUGCCUUGGAUCCAAGGGAUUUUCUGCAAUGCAAAUAACCCUUGUUUUCGCCACCAAACUCGAGGAGAGUCACCUGGGGUCGUUUCCAACUACCACAACUCUAUACUGGCCCGAUUCUAUGCAGACUCUCAGGAGCUCCUAUUCAAUGACACUGAGUUUCAACAGCUCGGUCGUCUAUGGCAAGAAGUCUCUAUCAUGAGCAACUUCAUGGAAACGCUGCGUACCAAUCCUGGACUGGUGGCAGGAAAAGGCCUAAAGGUUGAGUACAUCUUGAAAGAUGAUGAGAUUCUGACCUCAUUCUUGUUGAGGGAUGCUGGACUUUCAGUGGCUGUGGUGGAUGAUCUUACAAAUGCAGAAGUCCGGGUGGAGCAAUUUGCAUAUGGAGUCCCGGAUCUGUCCCUGAAGGAGAUCGCCUGUAGCCAGGCUCUCCUGGAGCGAUUCCUCAUCUUUCCCAGUCGCAGAGGACUGUAUGGGGUUCGCAACGCCAUGUGUGCCCUUUCCCAGCAGAAACUGCAGAACAUUGAGGAUGUGCUUUAUGCCAACAUAGACUUUUUUAAGCUCUUCCGGCUGUUGCCCAUGGUGCUGGAUAGUCACUCAGCUGGGAUAGACCUGCACUUCUGGGGUCGUGUUCUUUCAGCAGUGUCUGACAAACUUCAGGAGCUGGCAGAGAGGCAGAGCUUUAAAGACUUGAUGCGGGUGAUGUCCUCCAUCUUGCAGCCAGGUGGUCCCUCUUCAUUCAGUCAGCUGAUAUCCACUGUCUCAGAUCUGUUCUGUGGUUACCCUGAGGGUGAAGGCACCCGGGUCUUCUCCUUCAACUGGUAUGAAGAUAACAACUACAAAGCAUUCUUGGGCAUCAACAGCUCCAGAGGACACAACACCUACGUCUAUGACAACACUGCAACUCCGUUCUGUAAUGCACUGAUGCAGAACCUGGAGUCAAACCCUGUUACGAAAAUCGUUUGGAAUUCUGUGAAGCCUCUGCUGAUGGGAAAGAUCUUGUACACCCCAGACUCCCCUGCUGUCAGAAAGAUAUUAAAGAGUGCCAACACUACGUUUGAGGAGCUGGAAAGGUUGCUGAAGAUGGGGAAGGCUUGGGAAGAGGUUGGACCCCAGCUCUGGGAAUUCUUUCAGAACAGUGUUCAGAUGAACAUGAUCCGAGAUUCACUCAGAAACCCCACAGUGAUGGACUUCCUGGACAGGCGUCUUGAAGACACAGAAAUCACCACAAAAGACAUCCUCAACUUCCUUCAGAAUGGGCCAGAAGAGCACAGAUAUAUAAACACGUAUAACUUUGACUGGAGAAAUGUCUUCAGGCUCAUUGAUGAGACUAUUCGAAUGUUCAACCAGUACAGUGAGUGUAUAAGCCUGGAUAAGUUUGUGGGUCACAUGGAUGAGAACCUGAUGACCCAUCAAGCUCUUCACCUGCUGGAGGAGAAUAAGUUCUGGGCGGGCCUGGUCUUCACGGACAUGUACCCCUGGACCACAGACCUGCCACGACACAUCAAGUUCAAGAUACGAAUGGAUAUAGAUGCAGUGGAACGUACCAACAAAAUCAAAGACAGGUACUGGGACCCUGGCCCCAGGGCAGACCCCGUGGAGGACCUUCGCUAUAUCUGGGGAGGUUUUGCCUACCUGCAGGAUAUGAUUGAACAUGGUAUCCUCAAGUUACAGACAGGUCAUGACUGGCCUUUGGGUGUUUAUCUGCAGCAGAUGCCCUACCCCUGUUAUGUGGAUGACAUGUUUAUGCUCACCCUAAACCGCUGUUUCCCCAUCUUCAUGGUGCUGGCUUGGAUCUACUCUGUGUCCAUGGUGGUGAAGAGCAUUGUGCUGGAGAAGGAGACAAGGCUGAAGGAUACACUGAAGGCCAUGGGAGUCUCUAAUGGAGUCAUCUGGUACACCUGGUUUAUUGACAGUUUCCUUAUGAUGGCCUCCAGCACUGUUCUACUGACUGGAAUUAUAAUGGCUGGAAAGGUGCUCAAUUACAGCAAUCCCAUCAUCCUCUUCUUUUUCCUCCUGACGUUCACUGUGGCUACUAUCAUGCAGUGCUUCCUCAUGAGCGUCUUCUUUAACAAAGCCAACCUGGCUGCGGCCUGCAGUGGCAUCAUUUACUUCACUCUCUACCUCCCUCACAUUUUCUGUUUCGCCUGGCAGGACCGCAUUACCAAAGACAUGAAGCUAGCCGUGAGCUUGCUGUCACCAGUGGCCUUUGGGUUUGGCACAGAGUAUCUAUCCCGCUAUGAGGAGCAAGGCCUGGGUCUGCAGUGGGACAAUAUCCGCACGAGCCCACUCGAGGGCGAUGAGUACUCCUUUUUUACUUCUAUACGCAUGAUGCUAUUAGAUGCAGUUCUCUACGCUGUUCUGGCUUGGUAUCUCGACAACGUCUUUCCAGGCCAGUAUGGCAUCGGUCGGCCAUUUUACUUCCCUCUUCAACCCUCAUACUGGCUAAAGUUGACACCCCCACCCUCAGAGAACCCUGGUCCAGGGCCUGAGGAACCUCUGGUUGAAAACAUGGAAAAGCAGGAGCAGGAGGAGUACGGUGGCAGUUCGCCGGAGCCGAGGGAAUGCAACGGCUCUCGAAGCAGCAAACAAUGUAAGCACAAGGAGAAAAGGGAAAGGCUAGAGAAGGAGCGUGAGGAGCAGCUGAAGAUGCAGGAGGAAGAUCAGAUUGAGCAUAAGGAGAUGCAGCAUGUGCAUAAUGGGAAUCCAUUCUUUGAGUCAGAGCUAGAAGGGCUGGUAACAGGAGUAUCAGUGCAGGAUUUGGUGAAAGUGUAUUCCAGUUCCUCAAGACCUGCAGUCGACUGUCUCAAUAUGAAAUUCUAUGAGGACCAGAUCACUUCCUUCCUGGGCCAUAAUGGGGCAGGGAAGACCACCACUUUGUCCAUAUUGACUGGAUUGUUCCCGCCCACCUCUGGAACUGCUUACAUAUAUGGCAGAGACAUUCGUACAGAAAUGGACACCAUAAGACAAUCAUUGGGCAUGUGUCCACAAUACAACAUCCUCUUCAACCAUCUGACAGUAGAGGAGCAUAUUCUUUUCUACUCUAUGCUGAAGGGUCGAAACCUCAGGGAAGCAGAGCAGGAGGUCGAGAACAUGCUUGCGGACCUGGGAUUGCCUCAUAAAAGAGAUGAGGAGGCUCAGAACCUUUCUGGGGGUAUGCAGAGGAAGCUGUCAGUGGCUAUGGCAUUUGUGGGCGGUUCUAAAGUGGUCAUCCUGGAUGAACCAACUUCAGGAGUUGACCCCUACUCUAGACGCUCCAUCUGGGACCUGCUGCUCAAGUACCGUGCAGGACGCACAGUAAUACUGUCUACACAUCACAUGGAUGAGGCAGACCUGCUGAGUGACAGAGUUGCUAUCAUUUCCAAAGGUAAACUGCACUGCAGUGGCUCUCCUCUCUUCCUGAAGAACUGUUUUGGAGUUGGUUUUUACCUCACACUGGUACGUCGCAUGAAAGACCAGCGCAAGAAAGAGAAUGAGUGUGACUGUGCAUCUGAAUGUUCCUGCGCAUGCUCCACAUGCACCAAAUAUAAAGAGGAGAGUCAGACAGUUCAGCCUGAGAGAAUUCUGGAUGGGAACGUGGAGAGCAUCACUACUCUGAUUCAUCACCAUGUACCCGAGGCAAAGCUAAUUGAAAUGAUUGGCCAAGAGAUGACCUACCUGCUGCCAAAUAAAGGUUUUAAGCAUCGUGCUUACGCCAGUCUCUUCAGAGAACUGGAGGAAACAUUGGGUGACAUGGGCCUCAGCAGCUUUGGAAUAUCUGACACCUCACUCGAGGAGAUUUUUUUGAAGGUUACAGCAGAUGGAGAGGCAGCCAACAACUCUGUCACACCAGAGCAAUGGAUGCUACAACAGAGGAAAAAUGGCAAUGGUUUCUUGAGACACAAUGUGGCCCCUAGUAAUACUGGUGGCCCAGAAGAUGCCAAUGGUGUGGGAAACCCUGCAGAAGGUGACAACAGUGCGGGAAGAGCAUCCAGGCAGAUUAAAGGAUUUAGCCUGACACUUAAGCAGUUCUAUGCAUUACUAGUAAAGAGAUUUCACCAUGCUACUCGUAGCCAUAAAGAUUUCCUUGCUCAGAUUGUUUUGCCAUCUAGCUUUGUACUUAUUGCUUUAAUCUUCACCAUGAUUGUUCCACCAUUUGGAGAGUAUCCCAGCCUGACCCUCUCUCCAUGGAUGUACGGAGCACAGUUCACUUUCAUAAGUAAUGAGCAGCCAUCUCAUCCUAAGAUGAAAUACUUCAUACAGACAUUGCUGAAAGAACCUGGCAUGGGAACUCGCUGUAUGUUGAAUCAGCCUUUGGAGGACCUCUUUACCUGCUUAAACACAUCCUCUGAUUGGGAAGAUCCUCCUGUAUCUCCUGAGGUCAGCAACAUCUUAUUGAGCCCAGAGUGGCACUCCAGAAACCCCUCCCCUUCCUGUGAGUGCAGCACCGAUGCCAAGCUCACCAUGUUACCAGUGUGUCCAGCUGGAGCUGGAGGACUGCCACCACGUCAGAGAAAAGAGCCGACGGGAGACAUUUUGCUUGACUUUACAAAUAGAAAUAUUACAGACUACUUGGUGAAGACUUACCCAGGUCUCAUCAAGAGCAGUUUGAAGAGCAAAUAUUGGGUAAAUGAACAAAGGUACGGUGGACUCUCUGUUGGUGGACAACUGCCAAUUCUUGAUGUGGAUCCUGAGGAGAUCCAGAACGCUUUGUCUCAGCUUGGACGUAUGAUGAAUAUUUCAGGGGGUCGCUAUUCAAAAUUAGCCAUGCAAGAAAUAGGAACUUUUCUGCGCUACAUGGAGAGUGAGUACAAUGUUAAGGUGUGGUAUAACAACAAAGGUUGGCACGCCAUGGUCUCGUUCCUGAACGUAGCUAACAAUGCUAUUCUCCGAGCUUUUCUGCCACCUCACGUCAAUCCAUCAGAGUAUGGCAUUACUGUCAUCAACCACCCGCUAAACCUCACUAAAGAGCAGCUCUCAGAGGUCACUGUUCUGACCACAUCAGUGGAUGCAGUGGUUGCCAUCUGCGUCAUCUUUGCCAUGUCUUUCAUUCCAGCAAGCUUUGUCCUCUACCUCAUUCAGGAACGUGCCACCAAGGCCAAACAUCUGCAGUUUGUUAGUGGAGUCAGUCCUCUGGUCUACUGGGUUGCCAACUUUUUCUGGGACAUGAUAAACUACUCUGCCAGCACAGCGAUGGUUGUGGGUAUUUUUGUGGGUUUUGAUAAGAAAUGCUACACAUCACCCACCAAUCUCCCAGCGCUGAUCACACUGCUGCUUCUCUAUGGGUGGUCAGUGACGCCCAUGAUGUACCCAAUGUCUUACAUCUUCAGAAUUCCCAGCACGGCAUACGUGUCUCUCUCCUGCAUUAAUCUGUUCAUUGGUAUCAACAGCAGUGCCAUCACUUUCAUCUUAGAGCUUUUUGAGAACAAUAGGUCUUUGCUGAUGUUUAAUGCGGUGCUGAAGAAAGUGUUGCUGAUCUUUCCUCACUUCUGUCUCGGUCGAGGACUCAUUGAUAUGGCUAUGAAUCAGGCUGUGACUGAUGUCUAUGCUAGGUUUGGGGAGGAGUUUGCAGUGGAUCCAUUCAAAUGGGACUUUUUAGGGAAAAACUGUGUCUGUAUGGCCGUGGAGGGUUUUGUGUACUUCAUCCUUAAUCUGCUCAUCCAGUAUAAAUUUUUCCUUGAUUACUGGGUGUCUGACAGUGUGAGAGGUCCUGUUAAAGAUGAAGAUGCUGAUGUAGCUCAGGAAAGAGAGCGGAUUAACAAAGGGGGAAACAAGAAUGACAUUCUUCUGAUCCGAGACUUGUCAAAAACGUACAGGGGCAGAAAAAGGCCGGCUGUGAGCAGAAUCUCUGUGGGAGUUCCUGCAGGAGAGUGCUUUGGGCUGCUUGGUGUGAAUGGUGCAGGUAAAACCACAACCUUUAAAAUGCUGACAGGAGACUCGGAUGUGACUUCAGGGGAAGCAUCAGUAGCUGGAUACAGUAUUCUUACCAACAUCCUGGAUGUGCAUCAGAACAUGGGCUACUGCCCUCAGUUUGAUGCCUUAGAUGAGCUGCUGACGGGGAGGGAGCACCUGUAUCUGUAUGCUCGCCUCCGCGGGAUCCCUGAGUCUGAGAUCGGCAGAGUGGCGGAGUGGGCCAUUCAGAAGCUGGGUCUAUCUGAAUAUGCAGGCAGAUGUGCUGGUACCUACAGUGGUGGCAACAGGAGGAAGCUGUCUACUGCGAUUGCCAUGAUUGGCUGUCCUCCUCUUGUGCUACUGGAUGAGCCAACUACAGGAAUGGACCCUCACUCUCGCCGGUUCCUGUGGACCGCCAUUCUGAGUAUCAUCCGUGAUGGAAGGGCAGUCGUGUUGACAUCUCACAGCAUGGAAGAGUGUGAGGCCCUUUGCACCCGUUUGGCCAUUAUGGUCAAUGGCACAUUUAAAUGUCUGGGAACAAUCCAGCACCUGAAAUACAAGUUUGGGGGUGGUUAUGUGGUCACGAUGAAAAUUAAAGCUUCAAAAGCAGGCCUGUCUCCAGACCUGCUCCCCGCUGAGUCUUUCAUGGAAAGCAGCUUUCCAGGAUGUAUACAGCGGGAGAAACACUACAACACGUUACAAUAUGAGAUCGCUGCUGCUUCGCUGGCACGAAUCUUCCAGCUAGUGUUGGCCAAUAAAGAGAGGCUGAAUAUUGAAGACUAUUCUGUGUCACAGACAACACUAGACCAGGUGUUUGUGAAUUUUGCCAAGCAGCAGUCAGGAGAGGACGACAGUUCCCCCUCUCAGCCCAGAUCAUCAGGGUUAAAGCGUGAUAAAAAGAUCUCACCGCUACGUAGAGUUGUGACCAAAAGCAGAUAAAACAAGCUCAGAUGCUUAAUGAAAGACUGAUAAAAUAUUAUGCUGUUUUGUUUAUAAAGCUCCUUAAAGCCUUGUAUAUACGAAUUUAUACAUAGACUGCAUUUCAUUCGGUUCAAGAAUAACACAGAUAUUUUAAUAAUAUUUGACAUUUUUAUACCCGUGUCCAAAGCAGCCCUUUAACAUAUUGUAUGAAAUAAUACUCCACAGAACAGAACCAAAGACAAUUCUCUACCUAUUUUUUAUUCUUUGCUAAAAAUAAGCUGCCAUUAACAGGGUAGAUUAAACAAUAGUUACAUUGAUAUUGAUCGUUAAAAUGUUUUUUUUGCACUUGAUAUCUUUUGGGACACAAAAGCAUGCUUGCUUUGAGAUUUUUGUAAACUAAUUUUUUUUAUUUCAGUAAAUACAAUAUCAGUGUUACAUAUCAGUUUUUCUUUGAUGUACAUUUUUUUAUUGUACAAAUAGUAUCAAAGUCUCUCUGCGUGCCUGAGUAUUUCAAAUUCUAAGCCCACUCGCUGAAACUCUUAUUAGGUUCUAAAACAUAACACACUCUAAAAAUGCUGGGUUAUUUUCCCAGCAUAAAAUUUUGGGUUGUAAUUCAACCUAUGCUGGUGUUUUAAUCCACAGUUGGGUCAGAUAUAAUUUUUUUGGAUUAAUUUAACCCACCGGCUGGGUUUGUCCCUUUUUGAUCCAAAGUUGGCUUGAAAAUAACCCAGCAUUUUUAGUACAUGAUGGACAUGCCUUCAAUUCUAAAGUCACCUCAAUAGACUAAAUGCAUGCUGUCAUAAAACAAAUGAAAUUUAAAUAAAUAGAAACAUAUUGUCGUAAUUAAAAAGAAAUUGAAAUUAUUUAACUGUGUUUUGAAAACAUUGAAUUUUUUUUUAUUUGACAUUUGCUUUCCUAAGAGAAGAAGAUAAAUGUAAAAAUCAGAUUUUCUACAACACAAGCACGCAGAUGUUUUUUUUAUGUAUGGUAAUGGAAUACAAAAAUAAAUAGGCAUUAAUAAACAAUAAUGCAUUGUACCAUUG
Misgurnus anguillicaudatus (oriental weatherfish) is the source of this 8498-nucleotide messenger RNA. Lineage: Eukaryota; Metazoa; Chordata; Actinopteri; Cypriniformes; Cobitidae. The record is from RefSeq and is a predicted model, not a curated record.